Molecule: messenger RNA, 2023 nt
Organism: Lingula anatina
Lineage: Eukaryota; Metazoa; Brachiopoda; Lingulata; Lingulida; Lingulidae
Product: equilibrative nucleobase transporter 1
Biological process (GO): transmembrane transport
Molecular function (GO): transmembrane transporter activity
Source: RefSeq, a predicted model, not a curated record
AUUACUUCACACAUAUCAAGAGUCAGUUUUUUUUUUGUUAUCAUCUAAACGCUGUACCUUAUCCGCCACGUAACGUACGUGUGCAAAUACAUUAGCACUCGGCCUUGCGCUUAUCGCCUCGUCAUUCAUCUGACCCUUUUCACUUAAAGCACAGGGCCUUGUACUUAUCUAAACCGUAUUUUUGCUGUACAUGACAGUAUGGCGGUCAGUGCUUGUUGGAAACUAUUCUGUGUCGUCCUUGGUAUCUUAGAGGCUGCUAUCUACUCUGUCACGUUAUACGGAUGGCCAGCCUUCAUGUACAUAUUCAUAGAGGAAGGGUUUUAUUAUUCCCGUUGUGACUUCGAUACUGUUACAAAUGCUACUUAUAACAUGACGAGUGCUGAUUGUUCUGGCCUUGGCAACUGCACACAAGACACAACCGGAGAGGACCAUGUUCUAAAGUGCACCGAGCAGGAAGAAAUGCUCAACCUGGUUUACACAAUCGCUAUGGUCGGUUUAGUGGCACUAUUUUUCCUUGGUUACGUCUAUGAUCACUAUGGAACAGUCUGUUUGAGGAUCAUAUCUAUAUGCUUGUGUGUUGGUGGAGUUAUCCUGAUGGCGUUGACUGAGAAAGGCACAGAAUGGCUGUUAUUCCCUGGGGCUGUAUUCCACCUGAUGGGAGGCUACCAGUUGGCUAUAACUGACGUCCAGGUGGCCGCGCUAUUUCCCAAGCUAAAAGCGACACUCACCUGUUUGGUUUCCGGUGCUAUAGACGUUAGCGGUUUUGUCCCUAUUUUGCUCAAGAUGGCAUACCAGGCCGGAGUGUCGUACAAGACGUGCAUGUUCACCUUUGCCGGCAUCAUAUUCUUUCUGUCUUCUGUGAACACAAUCACCCUUCCACCAAGACAGGAUGACGACGGGAACAACAUUGACGUUGCUUGUAGUUUAAAUAUUCGCAAAAGGCACAGAUCCGCCGACGACUCUUCCAAACCUAACGUGGUACAUUUUGCUUAUGGCAACGAAGCGUACGAUCAAAACGGCGUGAAUGAGUCUCCUACAGAUAAACAACUUGUAGAUGGGGAGGCAACCCCGGCGGAAGCCCAUGACAAGAAUGACCAUCAUGCUGUAAGCAUUAACACCUGUCAUCAACACAACAAAAAUGGCGAACAGAGGAAAACGUGUAUCGAUCAAAGUGACCAGAUGGUGCGCGAAGUAGAAAACCCUGACAGCAAAGAUGUCGACGACAACACUAACACCAGUUUACUGCAUGGAACGCUACUGCUCAUCAGAAGGCCAACAUUUUGGUUGCUGCUGUUGUGGUUUAUAUGCCAGGAUACUAUCAUUGUCACAUACCAAGGUUGUUUUUACGCGAUCAUCAAUUACUACGGAAACAAUGUCAAAAGCACAGUUAGUACGUAUACGGACGUGUAUUCCUGGUUUCAAGUGGUUUCUCUGUUCUGGGCCUUGCCGACUGGUUUGAUGCUGGACAGACUCAUCGCAAGGUCAACAAAAGAAGACAAAGAGCGAUGCUUCAUGCUUCCACUUUCCCUGGCGAUUUCGGUUGGUAUCGUAGUAUCCAUAGCGUGUAUCAUCCCAGUUAUCGAGAUGCACUUUGUGGCUAUUUUCUUUCAUUCUGUGCUGAAAACCGGGAGUUACGCUGUGCAUUUGGCCUUCGUGGCAUCCGUGUUUCCAAGGGAACACUUUGGAAAGGCAUACGGAAUACAAAAUACUGUCAGUAGUUUGGUGAACUUUAUUAAUUUACCAAUAUUCUCCUGGUACAAAUACAGCCUGGAAAGUGACCCACUUGGGCUCGGGGUACUGUUCCUGGGAAUAUGCUUCACGGCCAGCAGUUUACCUUUCUACCUUCUUUGGCAUCGGUGCCGCUCCACACAAUAACAACCACAUGUACAGGACAGAAAUUGUGGAACGGCGCUGUAGUACGGAUACAAUGAAGUGGCAGUGGACUAGAUCAAGACCAAGAUCUAGAUAUUUUAUUGAAGUCUCACCCAUAAAAAAGAUAAACACAUUAAGAACAAUAAAACAU